Molecule: messenger RNA, 2753 nt
Organism: Erpetoichthys calabaricus (reedfish)
Lineage: Eukaryota; Metazoa; Chordata; Cladistia; Polypteriformes; Polypteridae
Gene: pdk1
Product: pyruvate dehydrogenase kinase, isozyme 1
Exons: 11
Coding region: 482-1705 (407 amino acids)
Biological process (GO): regulation of glucose metabolic process; protein phosphorylation
Cellular component (GO): mitochondrion
Molecular function (GO): pyruvate dehydrogenase (acetyl-transferring) kinase activity
Source: RefSeq, a predicted model, not a curated record
CCUAAUUUUGCGACAGUACCGCUAUGACUUUAUCGAGACACUGUGGAGGGUGAAGAGCCCUGCGGUCGUUGUUUUUUUUUCUUUGACCCGACACAACAAGGGCACGUUUUGUACGCCGCAGGGUGGGAUACGCACGUCCUGCGAAGCAGUUGCUUUCCAGCUCUUUCGGUUGAUGCGUUUCGCUUUCGACGUCGCUGACGGUUGCCCUGGUGCCUUUGAGCGCGCUCCUCGGUUGUCGUGUGCUGGAGAAGGCGCGCGCAGGGCUACGAGACGCGCCUGUCUGAGGAUGCCGAAGGUCUAUCGAGGCUGACGAAUGCCAGACUUGUCUGGACACAGGGACCCCCGGGCCCCUCACAGGCGUUGAGACGCCAGGUUUUCGCGGCCUUCGCAUUACACCAUGGGAGCGACAUCGCACUAAAGAAGCACCUUGAACAGUCGGGGCUCCCUCGAGGCACAAAGUCCACACGAAUUUUGAGCCAAAAUGAGAAUUCUAACCAUCUUGUUGAAAAAUUGCACCUUGGGAAAGCAAGUGGAUUACUAUUCACGGUUUUCACCUUCGCCACUCUCGAUAAAGCAGUUUUUGGAUUUUGGAUCCGAGAAUGCUUGUGAAAGGACAUCUUUCAUGUUUCUCAGGCAAGAGCUUCCUGUCAGACUGGCAAACAUCAUGAAGGAAAUCAAUUUGCUUCCGGAUAACCUGCUAAAGACUCCAUCGGUUAGACUGGUUCAGAGCUGGUACAUGCAAAGCCUUCAAGAAAUCCUUGAUUUUAAAGAUAAAAGUGGAGAAGAUGAAAAAGUUAUCUAUGACUUCACAGAUACUGUAAUAAAAAUAAGGAACCGGCACAAUGACGUCAUCCCUACAAUGGCUCAGGGUGUGGUGGAGUACAAAGACGGCUAUGGAGUGGACCCCAUCUCGAGCCAAAACCUGCAGUACUUCCUGGACAGAUUUUACAUGAGUCGGAUAUCGAUUAGGAUGCUUCUAAAUCAGCACACCCUGCUAUUUGGUGGAAAAGUCAAAGUGAAUCCAGCUCACCCCAAGCAGAUAGGAAGCAUUGAUCCAAACUGUCAAGUCGUCGAGGUUAUAAAGGAUGCGUAUGAAAAUGCAAGAAGACUUUGUGACCUGUAUUACAUGAACUCCCCGGAGCUGAAAAUAGAAGAAUUCAACGCUAAAGAGCGAGGGAAGCCAACGACAAUUGUGUAUGUGCCCUCUCAUCUCUACCACAUGGUCUUCGAGCUGUUCAAGAAUGCAAUGCGAGCCACCAUGGAAUAUCAUGGAGAUACAUCCAGUUAUCCUCCGAUCAAUGUUCAAGUUGCCCUGGGCAGUGAAGAUUUAACAGUAAAGAUGAGCGAUCGAGGUGGUGGAGUCCCUUUGCGGAAAAUCGACAGGCUCUUCACUUACACAUAUUCUACAGCACCUCUGCCACACAUGGAGACGUCUCGUGCCACCCCGCUGGCUGGUUUUGGUUAUGGCUUACCCAUCUCUCGGUUAUAUGCAAGAUAUUUCCAAGGGGACCUCAAGCUGUACUCUUUGGAGGGCUACGGCACUGACGCUGUCAUUUAUAUAAAGGCUUUGUCCACUGAAUCAAUAGAACGGCUCCCUGUCUACAAUAAAUCAGCUUGGCGACAUUACAAGACGAGCCACGAAGCAGACGACUGGUGUAUUCCUAGUAAAGAGCCGAAGGACAUGACCACCUUCCGGAGUUUCUAGUGGGGAAGUCCUUAACUCCGAGUGAUCACCAACACCAAACGGUGGUUUGAAAAGGUGGAUGCGAGAUCUGUGAGACAACUGAAUUGUUCAUUUACAUCACAAGAAUAUUCUGUUUUCACCAUCCAUACCAGCUCGGACGUUAGCCUGGGACUCAGCAAACUGAAGCUCUCGGCUUGGGUGGUAGCACAACUUGUUGGUGAGAGCGGUGCAAUAUCUACUGCAGCAUUUCAGGAAGUGGAAUAUGAACAGCGCUAGAUGGCCUCUUCUGUGGACGAACAUUGCUUUGGAAGUCGCCAUGGCUCCACGUAUUUAUUAAAUACCUCACGUGCUUGAGCGUACCCUCUCACCAGUUGUAUUCAAAUGCAGAUCACUAAAGUUCCUGAUAUUCCCAAAUUAAUUUGCAGAUAAUUUUUCCAAAAGUAAACAAAGGACUGCAGAACUCAAAUGGGAGGCGGUAAGUCAAGAUUGAAUUUAAAGUGCCAAACUACUUUGGACUGUGUAACGUCUUUUAAAUUUGACCUUAUGGUCAGUAAUCGCUCACCACAUGCACAUCCAACCCAGUCCACCACUGACGGAUUAGCAGGAAGCAGCACACUAAGCACACAAAUCAGUGGCCGCUCUGUGGCCAUGUAGGCUUUCACUGUUCUCCGAACUGUUCAACUAGAUGUGUUUUACUGUGGUGUUGUCGUCAUUAUGCUGUGCUUCAAAAUACUCGAUAAUGUUGCCGCUUUAAAUCAGGUCCAGGUUUGCAAACCUACUUUUUUUUUCAAAUCCUGCUAAAAGCAGGGUGUGUCCCCCCCACACCCAAAAACAGAUUCUGUAAUUCCAACUACAGAUUUUGCUAAACCCACUUAAUCCAGUUUUGGGGUGCAGGGGGGCUGACCAAUGUGAACAAAUGGAUGAUCUCACUGCCUUUUUAUUUUUCCUUUUCAAGUAUUACUGGACGAUAUUCAUUAGUUGGACGCUAAUUUGAAAAUAGAACUUUUCUGUAUUCUUCACGUGUUUAAUGAAAUGUUUACCAAUAAAUAUUUUGUUUUAUUGCUGAUAA